Messenger RNA from Wyeomyia smithii (pitcher-plant mosquito), 1893 nucleotides. RefSeq names its product probable cytochrome P450 313a4. Gene Ontology annotation, molecular function: monooxygenase activity; heme binding; oxidoreductase activity, acting on paired donors, with incorporation or reduction of molecular oxygen. The transcript has 3 exons. The coding region runs from base 938 to 1735 and encodes 265 amino acids. NCBI's taxonomy places the organism in Eukaryota, Metazoa, Arthropoda, Insecta, Diptera, Culicidae. The record is from RefSeq and is a predicted model, not a curated record.
UUUGUCAUUAUGUUUUGUGUGAAUUAUCUUUCAAAUCCCAACCAUUGCUUUUAAUACCAAGAUUAUAUGUUUUUGUAACCAAAACCAGUUACUGAAAAUCAUAACUGCCAUGUCACAUGUUUCGAUGCACUGCCAACUUUAAUUAUUAUUUAUUUUCCUGAGCUAGUCGAUCGAUUUGGCGAUAAAUCGACCAUAAUUAUUUUUGUUUUGAUAGAACAGUAUUUGGUAGUUAAAAUAACUUAAAUCUAUGGACAACAACAACAAGUAGCGAUUGAAUAUUGCAGCAUUGAUUUUAAAAGAAUAUCAGCCAUGCGGUUAUAUGUCAUACACAAUCCUUAACUUUUCAUCAAUUUAUCAUUAAAUCUUAUGAAAAAGUGACUUAAGCACAACACAUAACAUUACAUUAUGGCAGUUAGAUGCCCAGAGCUUUAGUACCAUAAGUGUUCGUUUAGUAUCAUCAUCUAAUUUCUAAUACCGGUAUCAAAUAGUAGAUACUUUUGAAUGCAAACUUUAAUUAUAAUGCUUACAUAUGAACUGGAAAAUAAUUGACUGAGCUAGUUUUUGUAUGUGAAAACUUAUCACUUAUAUUUUUCUCGAAUUCAACUCCUACAGAUGAAACGAUUUGAUCGAACAAAGCAUUCUCUCAUGCGAACAAACAUGCAUUUUAGUAGACUGGAAGAGCUCAGAUAUAUCUAAUAUUUGCUGGCAUCAUUUUAUUCUACUUGGCAGAUUGUUGCGCUCGAUUCUUUAAACACAUUGUAUUCAUGUGCCUGUUUUUAUCUGAGUUUAAUAUUAAGUCCCGUAAUUUAAUGGCGAUGACUUGGUUUAUCAAUCAUCGUUUAAUUGAAAUGAUACGAUAAAAGUUACUAUCCAAUCUCGCCAUCGAUCAGUCAAACUGUGAGUAUUCUAUCGAUCAAGUCUGUUUAAAUUAUUGGCAAUGAUAGUAGAAAUACUUGUGUUAGUGCUCUUAGCAUUAUGUUUGAGAUAUUACAUAAAAUUUCGACAACGGAUGUCGUUUGCAAAGGAUAUGCCGACGGCACAACCAUGCUAUCCCCUUGUCGGAAAUUUAUUGUCAUUCUUGUGGAAAAACGACGAGGAAAUGUUUGAUAAUGUACAGCACAUAAUGAAAAACCCUGCCAAAUUAUUUAAAGCGUGGAUGGGCCCAAUAUCGUUCAUUGGCACCAGCGAUCCAGAUUCGAUUCGAGGCAUCCUAACGCACCCGCACUGCAUUCAAAAGCCGUACAUUUAUGAUUUUUUCAAAAUAGAUUUCGGCUUGUUUGCGGCCCCCUCUAACAUUUGGAAAGUUCAACGGAAGGCGCUGAAUCCGUCCUUCAAUCACAAGAUUUUGUACAGAUUCUUCCCAAUUUUUGAUCGAUAUGCACGGAAGCUGGUGGAACGUUUAUUACAGAUUCCAGAAGAUUGUGAGGUUCAAAUAACAAAGUUUACGACAAGAUGUACUGUGGCCAUGGUUUGUGCUACUACAAUUGGUUCUGAUAUCGAUGAAGACCGCGACACUGAAAAGUUUGCUUGCAAUAUGAAUGGUAUUUUGGAGUUGGUCGCAAAAAGGUGUUUAAAUCUUUUCACAUGCUUGGAAUCUAUUUAUAAGCUCACGGAGGCUUUUAGAGUGGAAAAAAGCAUGAGACAAGAUGCGUGGGAAUUCGUUGAUAAGGUAACUUGCACAAUAUUUGUGAAGAAUGUGAAAAAAUGCUGCAGAAUAUUGGCAGGUUUUUCGUAACGUCCUGAAUCAAAGAGCAGAACGGCUGAAAUCGAAUGAAAUCGAUAAUCAGGAUGAGUAUAAGAAACCAAAAAUUUUCAUAGACCAAUUACUUGAUCUUCAUGAUUUGAAAGUUCUGAGUGACAUCGAAGUGACCCAUAACAUUGGCACAAUGAUCA